Nicotiana attenuata is the source of this 929-nucleotide messenger RNA. RefSeq names its product probable folate-biopterin transporter 4. The record is from RefSeq and is a predicted model, not a curated record. NCBI's taxonomy places the organism in Eukaryota, Viridiplantae, Streptophyta, Magnoliopsida, Solanales, Solanaceae.
ACCAAUGGCAUGGUUCUUUUUGGCUCACGUGACAGUUCCAAAUCUCUCAACGGUUAUGUUCUACUAUCAGACAGAGUUCUUAAAAUUGGACGCAUCUUUCCUUGGAACAGCACGUGUUCUUGGAUGGUUGGGCCUCAUGAUCGGGACCUUGACUUACAAUCGCUAUUUAAAAAAGAUGAGGUUGCGAUAUAUUCUCAUGUUUACUCAAGUAGGUGUGGCCCUUUUGACUGUUCUAGAUAUGGUUCUGGUUUCUCGAGCUAAUGUUUUAUUAGGUAUAUCAGACAAGGUUGCAGUGCUUUUUGGGUCUGCUCUUUCUGACGGCAUCAAUCAAUUCAAGUUCAUGCCCUUUCUCAUCUUAUCAGGACAACUUUGUCCUCCGGGCAUUGAAGGGACUUUGUUUGCAUUAUUCAUGUCGAUAAACAACUUAGGAAUGACAGUGGGAUCUUUUGUAGGAGCAGGGCUGGCUUCGGUUCUAAACAUCUCUUCAGGGUCUUUUGACAAUCUCUUCUUAGCCAUUGGAAUUCAGGUCCUCUGCACUUUCAUCCCAGUGGUCUUCCUCUUUUUGAUACCAAAGGAAGCUACAGGUUUGUCAGCAUAAUUCAUAAAGCAUACAUGGCAGGUAACAGAUUAGACAACAAAGGAAUUUUUUCUUAUUUAUUAUAGAUGGAUACUCGUGUUAGUUUGAGAUGAGUUUAAAUGGAGCGACAUGGUUAUUGAGGAGAUACAUAUAGCUGACCAUAACUUGCUUGGGAUUAAGACAUAGUUGUUGUAUGAACACUCACAGCCUGGUAGUUUUUUGCUACUCUCUUCUGCUUAUUUACAUCUGUAAUAUCAAACAUCAAUUGUAGGAUUAGGGAUGAAACUGCAGGCUGAUUUGGGAAUCCAGAAGUUUUAUAUCAGAGCAUUAUUUUGACAGUUGGAUUUUGACA